Molecule: messenger RNA, 3014 nt
Organism: Diorhabda sublineata
Lineage: Eukaryota; Metazoa; Arthropoda; Insecta; Coleoptera; Chrysomelidae
Product: monocarboxylate transporter 12-like
Exons: 7
Coding region: 707-2983 (758 amino acids)
Biological process (GO): transmembrane transport; monocarboxylic acid transport
Molecular function (GO): monocarboxylic acid transmembrane transporter activity
Source: RefSeq, a predicted model, not a curated record
UAUGACAUUGAAAACGUUUACCGAAUUUAGUAAAAAGCUUGAUGGUUUAACGUUAAUAAAAUGAAUAGUACAAUUAAACGUACUAUUAUUGCCUAUAAAUAUAUUUAAAUCUAUUUUUGUGUAAUAAAAAACGUGUGUGGGCGAAACGAACACACGCCCGAAGAAGACAGGUGCUUUUAGUUGUUUUGUGUAUUAUGCACGAAGACGACGUAAUGGAAGAUUCCAUUGGCCGGUUAGUUAUAACGGUUGACGUGCAAUUUUCGACGUUCAGUUAAAUACAAGCUUGGAAAGAGGUGGUUUAUAAAAUUAUCGACGGCGACGCUAGCUACACGUAUGUUUAUGAACUAACUAAAAAUAAUCAAUUCAGUUCGCGUUGAUUAAAAUCGGUGAUUGAGUAUUUAGACGACAUUCACAGACAGUAUCUUCUGUUACAAGAAAGAAAAAGAAACAUUCUCCUCGUAACUGACAAUGCUACGAAGCCCUCUCAACUUCUGAAAUUAAAAAUUACAAGAAACCCGCAUUUUUCUUAAAAUCGUACCACUCGGUCUGUUAUUGAUGACCGGUCACGGGAAUUUAAUUUGUUUUAGUCACUACCAAAACCAUCAAAUCGGAAAAGAUCCUUACCUCCGGACGCGAAAUAUAAAUCAAAUAAAAAUAUUAUAUACGAUACCGAUUAAUUGAUUUAUAAAUAAUUGUAAUAGAAAACAUGGAGAGUGGUAAAAAGGAAGCGCCUUUAGCUACUUUAUCGACGGUGGCUCCAUCUCUAGAAUCCAGCCCGAUAAAACGCGAAGAAAUCGUUCUCACGGAACCGUUCGAAAAACCGGAAGUUACGUUCAUAACUAACAGUCUAUCAUCGACAUCCUCCUCGUCGGAAUCCGAUUCCGAGGAAGACGAAGUUAAACCGAAGAUACCCGAUGGCGGUUGGGGUUGGAUUGUAGUAUUUUCUUCUUUAUUGGUAUCGAUGAUAGCCGACGGGGUUAGUUUAUCAUUCGGUUUAUUAUUUCCGGAAUUUUUGAUUGAAUUUAAAGCGUCCAGUUCGGACACGUCUUGGAUAGGCAGUUUGUUUUUGGCGGUACCUUUAAUUUCCGGUCCGAUUAUGAGCGCUCUGGUCGACAAAUACGGAUGUCGGAUCAUGACGUGCGUGGGAGGUUCAGUGGCGGCGCUGGGAUUCAUUAUGAGUUGCAGGGCCGAUUCUAUUUCUAUUAUGUAUCUGACGUUUGGCAUACUGGCCGGUUUGGGAUUGGGGCUUUGCUACGUGACGGCUGUUGUUUCGAUAGCGUUUUGGUUCGAUAAGAAGAGGACUUUGGCUGUUGGUAUAAGCGCAUCGGGAACCGGAGUGGGAACUUUCAUAUUUUCCCCCUUGACUAAUUUGCUUAUUUUCGAAUUCGGUUGGAGAGGUACCACCUUGAUUCUGGGAGGGUUAUUUUUGAAUAUGUGCGUCUGUGGAGCUUUGAUGAGAGAUCCCGAUUGGAUAACAGAACAAAACAAGGUAAACUCGAAACUAUCCAAAUCUAGUAAAUCGAGUAAAACAAGUUUGAUAUCGUUGUCAUCGACGAAUUUUUUGAAUAACCUCGAUAUAGACGAACUGAAAGACGUAUUAAAGAGUGGAAAAAACGUCGAAUAUCUUUUACAAGGCUUAGAAACUUCCAUAGAAUCGAAUAACGUGGAUAAAUCAGUUCUAAAAAAUAAUCAUAAUUCAGUUUUGAAUCUACCCACGUAUAUACGUCAAAAUGAGAAAGUGCCUAUAGAAGUAUUAGAACAACUCAGUUCGAAUAAAAAGUUAUAUAAUGUUAUAUUGGAAAAUUUUCCAAGUUUAUUAUUAACAAGGAGUACGUCCGAUAAAGGAUUAAAUAAAUUAGCAGAAGACGCUUCACUUAUUGAGAGAGUACCGAUCACGAUGUGUAUGACGUUAAAAAAAGAAGAAAAAACUGCAAAAAAACUGGAUAGUGUGAAAAACGGGAAGGAUGUAGAAGCACAGGAACCGUUAUUGAUCGAAAAAUCAUCGAAAAAAUUUGGCGGGUUGUCCAAAGUACCAACAGUACCGAAAUUGAAAGCGCAAUUAAAUCAAGCGCAAAGACAAAAUUAUUUUAAAAAUUUAAAAUUGCACAGACAAUCGUUAAUACAUCGAGGAGCGAUAUUCAACAAUCACAAAUAUCGAUUUAAAGCUUCCAGCUGCCCGAAUAUAUACAGAGUGUCCACGUUAACUUUGAAAAAGAGUGACGACGAAAAAUGGUACGAUGAACUACUAGACUUGGUGAAGGGAAUAUGCGAUUUUUCGUUGUUCUUAGAACUACAUUUUUUCUUGCUGUCCCUGUCGACCAUAACACUUUUUGUUUGGUUUAUAGUGCCGUAUUUUUAUUUGGUGGAACAUAUGACAAAGCACGGAUAUACUAACGAAGACGCGUCUCUUACUAUAUCCAACAUAGGUAUCACCAAUACCAUCGGAAUGAUCGCUUUGGGAUGGGCAGGAGAUCAACCGUGGAUGAACAUAACGAAAACUUACGCUAUAUGCUUGGUUUUAACCGGCGUAUCUUGCGCCGGUUUGAUGUUUUUCACGCACAAUUUCAUCGUGCUCGAAAUGUGCGCUGCGCUUUUCGGCGUUUUCGUCGCCAGUACCUACUCGUUCACUCCAGGAAUAAUAGUUGAAUUGGUACCGCUAGAUCGGUUCACCACCGCGUACGGCCUCCAACUUCUCUGUAUGGGUAUCGGACUUUUGGUAGGCCCCCCGUACGCGGGGCAUUUGUACGACGUGACCAACAGUUGGGAACAAGCUUUUUACCAAUCGUCCAUUUGGAUCAUAAUAUCCGGUCUGAUGGUAGCUCUAAUUCCGUACACGAAAAAUAGGAAAAUAUUGGGAAAAGGACCGGUGGAAAAAGUUAUCGAGGAUUCUAAAGACGUUAUUUGGAUCACUAUUUUGUUAAUCGGUAUAUUUUUAAUUUUACUCGUACCUCUUAUGUAUUUCACAAUCGUUACUAUUAUAUAAUUUUUUUUAUAAAUAAAUGAAAAUAAUCAAA